GCCGAAAUCAAGAGUCAGGCGCUUAAGCGACUGAGCCACCCAGGCGCCCCUUACUUCAGGCACUUUUGCCAAUUUCCUAACUCUCAGAAGUUGGACUGACACAUGCUGUAAUGUUUUUGAGCAAGGUUUGGAGGGGGAAAUGUGUAGGGCAUGCACAAGAGGCACAGAGAGCGAGGAGUCCCUGGAUGCACAGCGGUGGCAACAUUGCUACAGUUGGGGCUACCCAUGGGUGAGCAGAGGACAGGAGGUCAGAAUGGUAGGCACGUGCUCAUGGAGGGCCUUAAAUGCCAAGAUAAAAGCUUGAACUUUAUUAGACAUAGUGACACUAACAGUUAGUGCUUAUUGGAUUCUUAGCCUAUGCGCUAAGCAGUAUACACGAACUGCCUCAUUUUAGUUCUCUCAACAACUCUCCAGGUACUAUUAUUAUCUCCAGAUUACAGAUGAAAAACUGAGUCACAGAGGUAAAGAAACUUCCCUGGGUCCCACAGUUGCGUGAAAACAUUUUUACAUGGAGUUGUGUCCUAGAAAUCUGGCAGCCUUGAGUCAGAUGAAUUGCAGAGAGGAGAGACCCCAAAUAGUUAUUGUAAGAGAAUCACCAGAGAAUGGUACCAAAAGCCUGAAGUAGAACGGUAGCAGGGGGAAUGGGAAGAAAGGAAUGAAUGCAAAUACUGAGUGGAUGUGCAGGGCGGUGGCAGAGAAGAAGAUUUCACAGAUGCCUCCUAGCUACUGAGAUUAGAUGUCCUGGAGGUCUGUUAUUAGAAGAGGCUGAGCCAGGGAGAGACAGAUUUGGUGUAGAGGAUGUUGAGCUCAGUUUUGGGGUACAGUGAAUGUCUAAGGACCCCCAGGAAGGUUACCUCACAAGCACUGAAAAUUAGCAAUUUGAUCUGGGAAAAAAUAAAGAGUUGGUGUUACAAAUCCGUAAAGGCGUUGCACCAAGGUAUUAGUCGCAACAGUGGGAGUAAAGGUAGAAUAAAGAUAGAUGAUGGAUGAUUAGAUAGAUAGAUAGAUAAAUAGAUAGAUGAAGGAAGGAAGGAAGGAAGGAAGGAAGGAAGGAAGGAAGGAAGGAAGGAAGGAGUAGACAAUGGUGCCUAGUGAACACCCACAGUUAGGAGAAGAAAGGGGAGCCCAUGGAGGAACAGAUCAGAGGCGGCAGAUCCAGACAGGUACCUUGUUAGGAAAAUGAAGAGAUGAGAGUUUCCAAAAGUCAAAUGCUGAAAAGCCCACAGCCAAUUAUAACUAAAAAAGACAGGAAUUUGGAAAUAAGGAAUCCUGAUGAUCAUUUCAGAGAAUGAUCAGAGUUUAAGAAACCCUUAAACUCUGCACAUGGGGGAACAAAUGGGUACAUUACCAGAGGCCAAAUUGGCAAUAUGGAUCAGAAGAGUUAAUACCACAUAUCUGGAAAUUAUACUUCUAGAAAUUUAUAUAGAAAAGGAAUACUCCUAGAGAUGCAAUAAGAUACAGCUAUGAGGCUGUUGGUCACUAUUUUGUUUAAAAUCCUGAAAAUUUGUCAACAGCACAAACAAUGGGGAAUAUUUAAUGGGUACAAAGAGGAUUGUAGUUGGUUAUAAAGAAGCAGGUUACAACACUGCGUAUGUUUCUCCCACCCCCAUUCCCCACCUUUUAAAGGAAGGCAAUAUAUAGAGAAAUAUGGAAGAAUAUACUGCAAGAAUUUCAUGAUGGUUUUUUCUAGGUGGUAGGAUAUGAUAAUUAUAAGAUCUCUGUUUUCCCUUUCUGCACACCCAUUUACCCUCCCUCCCUCCUUUGGAUUACCUAUAUCUACUAUAACAACUCUGUCCAAUAGAAAUAUAAUGGGAGCCACAUAUGUAAUUUUAAACAUCCUAGUAACUACAUUUAAAAAGUAAAAAGAAACAGAUAAAAUAAUAAUAUAUUUUCUUUAACCCCAAUGUGUCAGUGUCAUCAUUAUAACAUGAAACCAACACAGAAAAUAUUAAUGAUAUCUUAGAUUUUUCAAAACACUCAGCCUUCCAAACCUGGUAUGUAUUUUACAUUUACAGAAUAUUUCAAUUUGGACCAUCCACAUUUUAAGCACCCGAUGGCCACAUGGCUUCCGUAUUAGAUAGCAAAGCUGUAUAAAAUUAACAGCUAACGUUUAUCAAGUGCUUACUAUGUGCUAGGAACACUGAUGUAAGCCCAUUGGGUGGGGAUUAUAACUCGUUCAACAACACAAAAACUCCUUAAGGUUGUUAGGAUUGUUAUUGCCUCCGUAAGCAUAUGUUGCUAUUGUCAUAACACCGUGGUAAAAGUUUGGGAGCUUUGCACGCCAUUUCCCUAAUGGGAUGGGGGUGGAAGCCAGGUUGCAAAGGCUUAUUGAGUCGAAGGGAACUGAGGCAGAUGCAGAGAGACUAAAACUUACUCAAAAAGUUUGGUGGUGAAGAAAAGUUAGCAGAAACUAGAGGACGGAAGGCUUUUUGUGGGACAGGGAGACCCAAAGGCAAACUAAGCUAAAGAGGAGGGAGGAGGAUGAAAGGUAAAAGAGAAAUGGCUGGGGAUGUUGUUAGACCAAGUACUCCACAAGAGUGAGGGCUCUGUUGGAUAAACACUGCCUGGCCUGUGCUGGGGGGGGGGGGGGGCUGUGAUGGACACCAUCACUUCCCAGCUGAGGGUGGAGGUGGGAGUGUAGCCUGGGAGGUGGGGGGGGGGCAGAUCCUGGUAACUCCCUCCUGCAGGUGAAUGCCAGGACAGAGUGGAGGCGGUGCUUCCCUGGGGGGAGUUGAACUGAGUGGUGAAGAAUGAAAGUUACCCAGCAAAGCAGCAAAAAAUGGACGGGAUAUAGACUUGAAAAAUACUUGACUAUAAGACCAGGUGACUGGAUGAAAAGAAAGAUGAGAGAGUGAGGAUCUGAGUUCCCAAGCUUCCGGCAUGGCCAAGGGCAGAGAUAGUAACAUCUACUGAGUGGCUGUCUGGAGUCACACAUUGGUCCUGUGCACCACAUACUAAUCUCAUUCAUCCUCACAGAGGUCCCAUAUAGUGCUUCCCAUUCUGCAGAUGUGCAAACCGAAGCAAGAUUAUUGGCCCCAGUUCUCACCAUCAGUAAGUGGAAAAGUCAGAAUCGGAGCCCAGGUUGUUCCAGAGAUGGAAGGAAGGAGGAGACAAAUUGAUGAGGGCCCAGAGGUAGGAUGGGUGGUCCAAGGGGCUGGGCAGGCAGGUGUGGAAUGAAAGGUAAGCAGACAUAUGGGAUGGUAGGGCCCUCUGGCCUGAGGAAGGCACCGAUCAGUCUUUGGACAGAACUCUGCAACUGGGGAGGGACGACAGGCAGGUGGAAGGGAAGGGCUGGGGAACAGAGGUGGGAGAGGGGGUAGGAGGUUUGGUUUAAGGUGGACUGCUGUCCACUGGUGGAGAGAGGAGGCAUUUAUGUGGGAGAACUUGGCAGAGACUGGGCAGGUGAGAAGGCACAGCAAGAGACAGGGGCCAGGCGGAGAGCAUUGUUACUCCAGAACACAGAGGCAGAACACAGAGGCAAGCUUAGAGACCCCCUGAGGGUGACAAGUUCUUCUCUUCACCUACUGCAGAAAAAGCGACAGUAGAGGAAGAGGCCCUAAGAGGAGCAGAAAUAGAGGAAACCAGGUUAGGGAUAAAUAUCCACAAAGGUAGGGGAAGGAUGGAGGGAAAUUAGAGAAUUACCAGAGAGGAAAGCCAGAGAAAGGAGGCUUGGAACAGGGAAACGGGAGGGAAGGUGAAGAUAGAACUGCCAUCAUCCAGCACACCCAGCCCACCAACAACCCAUCCCUAACCCAGAGAACGCCUGUCUUGGGAGUUAGCUGCAGCAGCAGGGUGGGGACGGAAUGGGAGUGAAACCCGAGCCAGAUCACUGACCUGUCCCAGCUCAAUGGAGACUGCGACCAGACUCAAGUCACUGGUCCUGUGCAGUCUGUUUCUUCAUCCGAAAUAUGGGGUUCAUGACAGACAGCUAGAUGUCAAAGGACUUCGCAAGCACCAGGUCCACAAGGGAAGGUGUUAUUAUAAGGCCUAUCAAGUUAAUAACAACAGGUAUCCUCAGAACCAUGCAGAUGACAAUAGAUGUGGCCAGUGUAGAUGCCAAGUCUAGAAAUGAAUGGCCCGGUAGAUUCCAAGCUCCUCUACCUGCCCAGUGUAGCGAGUUCGCGGCCAAUAUCCAGCCUCACGUUGGGGUAGGAGGCGAGGGCCUGCGGUUAGACAGAUGGGGUUCGUCUCUGGCCAGGGGCGCAAGGCCCGCAGCAGGGUUAAACUUGCUCCGGCUCCUGUCUUCUCCGUGGCAGCCCCCUGUCGCCGCAGAGCACAGGCCCAGGCAAUGCUUAUCCAACUGAACCCGCGUCCCCGCGGGGAUCUUGCUCCAACAAAAUACCCAGUCAUCUCCUUCUAUCUAAAGCGAAAAUCCCUUCGUUCCGUGCCCUUGCCCAGCUCCGCACACUUGCCCCCUUAGUGGUGUGGCCUGCUCAGGUCGCCGCUCGGCCCGGCUGAGCUUCCCCUUUUUCAGGACUGAAGCUGGGGCAAAGGAGGAGGGGGAAGAAAUAAAUGAAAAGUCGGGGUGGAGGGUGGAGCAGCGAGACAGGGAGGGGGAUAGACAGCCUGAGACAUAAACGGGAGAGAGACAGAGAGACCUGUACAGAGCCAAAAAGAUCCGGAGAGGUCGCAAAAGAGGCACUGGCGCUCGCCACGGAUUCGUUAAGGAUUCCUUCCGCAGGCAUUUCUGAUGAGGCUCCGCCGCGCUCGGCCCGGGGCUGCCCGGGACGCGAAGGGCUGCAGGGUGCGGUCGCCUCGCCUCACCUCCCCCCUCUCGCCGCCCCCUCCCCACCUCGCCCAAGGGGGCCGGAACGGCGUCGGCGCGCGGGGGCUUUUCGGCGCAGUCGACUGGAAAAUAGACUUUAACCCGCUUUGUGGCGACAGGGGCGCCCGAAGCGCUCUCCCGGACCGGGGCUCCCGGCGCUCAGGCGGGCCACUCCCAAGACCCGGCCUGGAGUCCCUGCAGAGUCACGCGGCACGCGGAACCCCUGGCCUCGGGGCGCCGGCAAGGCCUAGGCCGGAUCUGCGCACCCGGCCACAGCCGGGCCGCCCCGACAGACCCCGGCGACGGCGAGGAAGCGAAACGCGCUGCGGUCCCCUCCUUGCAGUGCUCUGGCAGGGUCCGGGUCCCAGCCUCCCCACCACCGCCCAGCGCCCUCCUAGGCCUCCGUGCGGUGUUUCCUGCGGCCUGGAAGGCCCGGGUGAAAAAGUUUGCUGAGUACUGGUUCUCUUCACCCUCUCACCCCCAGGGAAUUAUUGCAAGAAAUGGAAACCUGACGGAGCAGAGUCGUCCGCUGCUCCGCGGUCGCAGGUGGAAGGUGAGGGUCAGGGGAGGCCAGGCGGCCGCUGCGUUCCCGGGAUGGCUGGGAUGCAUUCUUGGAGACAGGGUCGACUGCUCGGCGAGCUUCAAGUUAAGGCUCGAGGCCCUGGCCUGGCCCGCCUGCACCUGAGCCCCACGACCAGAGAAGGCGAGAAAAGCAGAUCGUCCUCUGCUGAGGCCCGCCGUCCCGGUGCGAGCAGACCGCGGUGGCUGUGGCUGGGCCAAGGAGGUGCUUCCGAACACGGAUUUGCUGCUUGAGGUCUGCAAAGUGACCACUCCGGUGGCUCUUCUCGCGCUGUCCCCGGCCUGGCCCCUGGGUGAAAAGAACUGGGCGUCCCCUUUCUGGAGCCGUCUCCCAUAACACUCAGAAAACGCGAAACCUCACGAACGAGGGCGCGGCUUUCAGACCCGCGUCCCAAGAGACAGAUGGUGGGUGAGCGGGAGGGUCCUGGAGGCCAGGGAGCUUGUUCUCGGAGAACCUAUUUGUUGGGCAAAACCCACCCACCCUCCACUCGGAUCCAAGUUGCCUGAGAACUGAAACGACAUCCCAGGAUGAAUUGGAGGGGGUUCAACUGAGUUACACAUCGGGAAGUGGGGCUGGAGAUUUUCCCAAGCCCCAAGGCCCCUCGGACGCCUUCUUCGGCUCUCGCGUGGGCUGAGGUGGUUGGAGCGGUCGCCAGACUCAGCUACAGGGCAGAGACGCGAGGAGAAGCUUGUGGCAAGGGGCGGAUGAGGGGUGGGGGGGAGGCCUAGAUCGCCCAGCAAAGGCUCCAGUCCGCUUUUUGCCUCCGACUGCUGGCUCCUUCCCCACCCGCCGUCCCUCGCCCCGCCCCGCCCCGCCCCCCACCUUGGGGCAGGUGAGCGGCGGCCAAUGGGCGAGCGCGGGGCAGGUGCCGGCUAACUCGCGCCUCGCAGAGCAGCGGCCGAGGCUGAGCUGGGCAGUGCUGGGAAGACCAGGGGCGGGCGUCGGUCCUGGCUGGACUCGGGAGGGAGGGGGCCGGGCUCAGCCCCCAGGCCGUAGAGGCAGCUCGUAGCCUCGCACGGAACCCGCGCCAGUGCCUGCGCCGGGAGCUGCCCGCUCGGCCCCAGAGGCCGGCGCGCCUAGCUGCGCGCCGUGGCCCGACUCCGCGUUCGCUCGCUCGCACGCCCCUCGCCUCACAGCGCCUGGCUCGCCGGCCGGGUCUGAGCGCGGGCGGGCGGGCGGGGGAGGUGAGGGGUGCUGGUGUGUGUGCAUGUGCCUGGCUGGGUGCACACCCCGCACGGCGGCGGCGCCAGGACGCGGAGCGCUCCCCAGAGCCCAGCUGCCUCGCUCGGCUCUGGCGACCGCGACCAUGUUCCAGCCCACAGCCAAACGCGGCUUUACCAUCGAGUCCUUGGUAGCCAAGGACGGCGGCACCGGCGGGGGCACUGGCGGCGGGGGCGCCGGCUCCCAUCCCCUGGCGGCGGCCGCCUCGGAGGAGCCACUCCGGCCCACGGCGCUCAAUUACCCUCACCCCGGCGCGGCCGAGGCGGCCUUCGUGAGCGGCUUCCCCGCUGCCGCCGCCGCCGCCGCCGCCGCGGGCGCCGGCCGCUCGCUCUACGGUGGGCCCGAGCUUGUGUUCCCCGAGGCCAUGAACCACCCCGCGCUGACCGUGCACCCGGCGCACCAGCUGGGCGCCUCCCCGCUGCAGCCCCCGCACUCCUUCUUCGGCGCCCAGCACCGGGACCCUCUGCACUUCUACCCCUGGGUCCUGCGGAACCGCUUCUUCGGCCACCGCUUCCAGGCGAGCGACGUGCCCCAGGACGGGCUGCUUCUGCACGGCCCCUUCGCUCGCAAGCCCAAGCGGAUCCGCACGGCCUUCUCGCCCUCGCAGCUCCUGCGGCUGGAGCGCGCCUUCGAGAAGAACCACUACGUGGUGGGCGCCGAGCGGAAGCAGCUGGCCGGCAGCCUCAGCCUCUCCGAGACGCAGGUGAAGGUGUGGUUCCAGAACCGGAGGACAAAGUACAAGCGGCAGAAGCUGGAGGAAGAGGGGCCUGAGUCUGAGCAGAAGAAGAAGGGCUCCCACCACAUCAACCGGUGGCGCAUCGCCACGAAGCAGGCCAACGGGGAGGACAUCGAUGUCACCUCCAAUGACUAGGGGGGGCAGCCACGGAUCCAUGAGGGCAGAGCGUCUGCUCGCUGCUGGCCAGGCCCCCGGGUGGGCCCAGCUGGACUCUGGCCGCUCCCCCGCCAGGCUUCGGGGAGGCCUCGAGUCACGGCCUCACAGGGCUUGGAGCCUGGGGCUACCACUGCCAGAGGGACAAGAAAUGGGCUGGCUGAGGCCUGGGACUGCUCAACCUUCUCCUCGGAGAGCCUGCCUGCCUGGGCGGGCCACCAGCCACUGCAGCCUCCCAGCCAUUCUCCAUUUCUCUUAUCUCCUGUUUGUUUUGAUGCGUUUCUGUUUUAAUUUAUUUUCCAGGCACCCGCUGUAGUUCUUAGUGAUCCCCUUGUAUCUCCCUUCCCUAUGGGAAUAAUAAAAGUCUCUCUCUUAAUGA
Messenger RNA from Herpailurus yagouaroundi (jaguarundi), 7834 nucleotides. It is a transcript of the gene EMX1, whose product is annotated as empty spiracles homeobox 1. The record is from RefSeq and is a predicted model, not a curated record. Gene Ontology annotation, molecular function: DNA-binding transcription factor activity, RNA polymerase II-specific; RNA polymerase II cis-regulatory region sequence-specific DNA binding. NCBI's taxonomy places the organism in Eukaryota, Metazoa, Chordata, Mammalia, Carnivora, Felidae. Gene Ontology annotation, biological process: regulation of transcription by RNA polymerase II; central nervous system development; neuron differentiation. The transcript has 3 exons. Gene Ontology annotation, cellular component: nucleus. Bases 6553 to 7437 code for a protein of 294 amino acids.